GAAGAAGAAGUAGACCGGAGCAGCAGUAUCGGUGCCCACAACACAGAAAGACGCAGACAGACAGUUCAGUAAAAAACAAGAGACGCUCCAUUUUGCAAUGAUAACACGGUCGAUCUGUCAUUUCGUAAUAGACACGCCGGAGCUGCAAUGAAGGCAGGGGCCUCGUCUAUGUGGGCUUCAUGCUGUGGUUUGCUGAAUGAAGUCAUGGGUACUGGGGCUGUCCGAGGCCAGCAGCCAGGGUUUGGGGCCAGUGCGGGACCCUUCAGAUUUGCCCCCAGUGCAGGAUACUCUACAUACCCGCCCACCAGCUCAGGGACUCCUGGUCUUGUAUGUAAGGCCUGUGGUCAGGCGUUCUCCGUCUUCAGGAGGAAGUACAUUUGCUGUGACUGCAAGAAGAGCUACUGCUCUCUGUGCUCCGUGCUUCAGGAGAAUCUGCGCAUUUGUGCAACAUGUCAUUUGUUAAAGGCAACAGCCUUCCAGCGGCCGCGCCUCAUGCGCCUACGAGUCAGGGACCUGCGUCAGUACCUGCUGCUCCACAACAUUCCCACGGACACAUGCAGGGAAAAAGAGGACCUGGUGGACUUGGUGCUCUCUCACCGAGGAAUCGAGGAAGAGGAGGACCCCGACAUGAGCAGCCUGCACUCUCAUUCCCUGUAUACACAAACAUCCUCCACCACACAGUCUGCCUCUGAGCUGUCAGCUUUUGUCGUCUCUCAGGAGGAGCGGCUCAGCAGGAGUGACAGUUCAGAUACCAACCAGGAUGGUGAUGCAACGUCUGUGUCUCUUCUCAACUUGGACCCCAGUGAUCACACUCCUGAGGUCAGUCCUCAGACGCGAUGCCGGGCCAGAGCGUCUCUCUCAGACCUCUCCAGCUUGAGGGACAUCGAAGACUUGUCGGUCAGGCAGCUGAAGGAGAUCCUGGCCAGGAACUUUGUCAACUAUUCAGGGUGCUGUGAGAAGUGGGAGCUGGUGGAGCGCGUCAGCAGAUUGUACAGAGAGACGGAGGAGAACAGGAAAUCAAUGGAAAAUGUGAGCAGUACUGUAACCACAGUGGUGGCCUUCCCUCCCUCCCCUCCCAUCUGCAACGGUGCCAUCAGAGAUGGGGAGAAGGGCCCUCUGAUGAUCAAUGACGACAACCUCUGCAGGAUCUGCAUGGACGCCAUGAUCGACUGCGUUCUCCUGGAAUGCGGUCACAUGGUCACAUGCACUAAAUGCGGCAAGCGAAUGAACGAGUGUCCGAUCUGCCGGCAGUACGUCGUGAGGGCAGUGCAUGUUUUUAAGUCUUAAUACACCAAUGCAACACUUCUGAUUGGACUGAGACUUCAAUCAACCAUGCAGCUCAUCACCUUUGAAUCCAUUAAAGACUUACUUUGUGGAUGUUCCAUGUUUGUUUGCACAUUGAUAUAUAAUGAUUUUUUUUCUUAAGAAUUUGACUCCUGAGUUUCACCAGUGGGCAGAGCGUGCUAUUGACCCUCCUCUGAGUCAUUCCUUCAGUAAACAUAUCUCUAACUGUGUUUAUUCCGAAGUGUCUGUUUUACUUUUCUUAAUGUUUUUUUAAAGCAAAGAAUGUGUGGCACUCAGCCACGUGCAGUCUUGUUUGACACAACUGUUCACCCUCAGAUGUAACCAUUAACUGUAGCUGACACUCGGCUCUGCUACGGACUCUUAAGAGCCCCUCGCUUUACAACUGCUGCAAGUGACUACAUAUCUUAAUAGCACAGUGGACUGACACACACUGGACCUCACCGCGGGAGAGGGGGUGAUAGUGGACUCGGUGCCAAAAGAUGGAUCAUGCCCUUAUUAUUCUCACCCAUUUAUUUCCCCUCGACUGUGUGGUCCGGUGUGUGCACGUCAAUUCUCCAGCACGUUUUAACAGAAUGCACUUUGUUCACACCGUGUGUUUAAUGCACCACUUCUCACAACCAACUGCAAACUAUGACCAGUAAUGACAGCUGAGGUAGCAUUUGUACAAGGUGUUGUUUACUCGUCCAGACUGCAGCUUGAUUGCUCCAGUUUGGGAGGACACGGACUCUGUUGAGGUCAGGAAAAAAAAAAAGGCUAAUCAGAAAUAACUGAGCUUGACAUUGGUGAUAUAAAAUGAAGUUGGUCAGUUUUAUUAUUUUCACGUUCUUCUUUGUUUUGCUAUUAAAGCUCUUAUUGUAAUGCAUUAAAAAAAAAUCUAAAGGGUCAUGCAAAGUCUGUCUUUACGGCAAUAGCUAACCUCCGCUGUCACCUCUGUCUUAAGUGGAGACGAAAAACCGGUGCUAACUCAUCCGACCAUCUUCCCUGACUUCAGCUCAAUUGUGGAUGUGAAACUCUGAAUGUUCUUGUUAGUGUAGUUGUAUAUUGUUGGGGCUGGAAUGAAGUGUCUUAAUGCGUUUGAGUAAAUUUCUCUCAUGUAGGAGUAAUGUAUUGAAUUAACCAUUCGAAGCUAUAGCUACAAGUUUACUGACACCUGUGGUAUAGAAAGUAUAUAGAAAUAAUGACUUGCUAAUGUACAUUUGCAUAUAUUUAUCCAUAUGAGAUGUAUAUAUCUAUAUUUUUUCCAUUUGAUUUGAAUGGUGUAAUAUGAAAUAAUGAAACUGUCCCUGGCCUUGGGUUAGUUUAUAAUUAAUGACUUAAUUUUUCUGUCAAGUGAAUUGAAACAUGUUUAAUCUUCAUUGAUCUGAUUGAACAUUUUGUCCCCUCUAAAGCCAGAGCAUGACACCCACCUUUAUGACACUGGUUAUAAUAUCUCUAUCUCUUCCACCUUUCAAACUCCAUUUCCUGGUUUUCUUCUCUACUGAUCCUGCUCAUUCAGAAGUGUUCAGCUCUUUGAUGCACCACACAAAGUCAUCAUUGCUGCUAUUACAGAUUAAAGUCCCCCACCCAUUUGGACAGGAGCGGAGAAGUGGCACUUUUCCUUUAGAGGGUGUUAUUGUGUGCAAGGUUUGUUCUUUGUAUUUGGGAAUGUUAAACUUUUUAUUUUGGUAAUUAAAGAUUUUAAUGAAAGUC
Labrus mixtus (cuckoo wrasse) is the source of this 2994-nucleotide messenger RNA. It is a transcript of the gene rnf34a, whose product is annotated as ring finger protein 34a. Bases 148 to 1287 code for a protein of 379 amino acids. The transcript has 8 exons. Lineage: Eukaryota; Metazoa; Chordata; Actinopteri; Labriformes; Labridae. The record is from RefSeq and is a predicted model, not a curated record. Gene Ontology annotation, molecular function: ubiquitin protein ligase activity. Gene Ontology annotation, cellular component: cytoplasm; plasma membrane. Gene Ontology annotation, biological process: protein K48-linked ubiquitination; proteasome-mediated ubiquitin-dependent protein catabolic process; negative regulation of extrinsic apoptotic signaling pathway via death domain receptors.